AUGCCCAGCAGGCAGCCAGGGAAGUGUGGGGGUGGAGGGGAGGUGAAGGGACAGAUCAACGAGUUGCCAAGAGACCUGGAGACCGACCCAUCCGGGCUGCCUUCCCUGGUGCGCUCUCGCCGGCUCCAUCCCUGGUUGCCAUGGAGACAGGAGGCGGUUGCCACGGAGACCGACGACUGCCAGGACCAGCCAAUCACUCCGGAGCUGCAGCUCCAGGGCUCACCUUUUGGAUGGAGGCAUCGGGCUGGGCGGGGCCCCCUUCCUCCCCAGGCCCUGCACCUUCUGCUUGGUCAGCGCAGCCACCGCAGCCCAAAGCGCUCCGAGCAUUCCAGGAUCCCAACCACCUCCCCAAUCUCCCACAACCAGGGUUCUGGGGGCGUCCCCGCCUCUUCCCGGCCACGGGCUAAUGCCACCCUGAGGCUGCUGCUGCCCGAGGCGGACGGACCCGGGCCCCGCACAGAUCUGUCCUGCGAUGCAGCUGCUGCCACCACCAUCCUGGGAGGGGACCGGCGGGAGCCCUGUGCUCUGACCCCAGGGCCCAGCCACCUGGCCCUCACGUUCCUGCCCAGCAAGCCGGGUGCCCGGCCCCAGCCUGAGGGAGCCAGCUGGGAUGCAGGGCCUGGUGGGGCACCCUCAGCCUGGGCAAAUCCAGGGGAGGGCGGCCCGAGUCCCAUGCUUCUCCCUGAGGGCCUGUCUUCCCAGGCUCUGUCGACCGAGGCUCCUCUCCCGGCCACCCUGGAGCCCCGGAUUGUGAUGGGAGAGGAGACGUGCCAAGCCCUCCUGUCACCCAGGGCUGCCCGGACAGCGCUCAGGGACCGGGAGGGUGGGCAUGCAAGCCCAGACCCACCCCCCGAGUUGUGUUCUCAGGGUGAUCUUUCUGUGCCUUCCCCUCCCCCAGACCCUGAUUCCUUCUUUACACCUCCCUCCACCCCCACCAAGACCACCUAUGCCCUGCUUCCCGGCUGUGGGCCCCUUGGAGAUGCGGGGGACUCAGAGGCUGAGCUGUGGGAUGAGCUGCUGGACUCGCCCCCGCCCUCACCCUCGGGCUCCUACAUUACGGCCGAUGGGGACAGCUGGGCCUCUUCACCCUCCUGUUCCCUCAGCCUGCUGGCUCCAGCUGAAGGGCUGGACUUCCCCUCAGGCUGGGGCCUGUCCCCCCAGGGGUCCAUGGCGGAUGAACGAGAGCUGCACCCUGCCGGAACCCCAGAGCCCCCCUCCUCUGAGUCCAGCCUCUCUGCAGACAGCAGCUCCUCCUGGGGCCAGGAGAGCCACUUCUUUGACCUGGACUUCCUGGCCAAUGACCCGAUGAUCCCUGCAGCCCUCCUACCCUUCCAGGGCAGCCUCAUCUUCCAGGUGGAGGCAGUGGAGGUGACACCGCUAUCCCCAGAGGAGGAAGAGGAGGCUGUGGCGGAUCCCGACCCAGGUGGGGACCUGGCUGGGGAGGGUGAGGAGGACAGCACGUCCGCCUCCUUCCUGCAGUCGCUGUCUGACCUGUCCAUCACGGAGGGCAUGGAUGAGGCCUUUGCCUUCCGAGACGACACCUCUGCAGCCUCCUCUGAUUCGGACUCAGCCUCCUACGCAGAGGCAGAUGACGAGAGGCUGUACAGCGGGGAGCCCCAUGCCCAGGCCACCCUCCUCCAGGACAGUGUCCAGAAGACAGAGGAGGAGAGCGGAGGUGGGGCCAAGGGGCUACAGGUUCAGGAAGGGACUAUGUCCUGGGCCCUGGAGGCUGCGCCUCAGACCUCAGCCAGAGGGGCCCCUCUCUCCCAGAGACAGGAAUCGAUCUCAGAAGUAACAGAAGAGGGCCUUGCUUUAGGCCAGGAGUCCACUGCCACUGUGACCCCUCACACUCUGCAGGUAGCCCCAGGCCUCCAGGUGGAGGCGGCUACCAGGGUGACCCCUCAGGCUGGGGAGGAAAAAGCGGACUCCACCACUGGACAAGCAUCUGCUGCCAUGGCAAUGCCUCAGCCCUCCCAGGAGGGCAUCAGCGAGAUCUUAGGCCAAGAGUCUGUCACUGCAGAAAAACUUCCAACUCCACAGGAAGAAACAAGCCUCACAUUGUGUCCAGACUCUCCUCAGAACUUGAAGGAAGAAGGAGGGCUGGACCUCCCCUCUGGCCCGAAGCCUGUAGCUGCAGCCUCACUUAUGCCCCAGCAGGCUGAAGAGGAUCUCACCUUACCCCAGGACCCCGCUGUGACACCACCUCUGCCCCUACAAGACACAGAUCUCUCGUCAGCCCCGAAGCCUGUGGCUGCAGCCUCGCUUGUGCCCCAGCAGGCUGAAGAGGACCUCACCUUACCCCAGGACCCCGCUGUGACACCACCUCUGCCUCUGCAAGACACAGAUCUCUCAUCAGCCCCAAAGCCUGUAGGUGCAGCCUCGCUUGUGCCCCAGCAGGCUGAAGAGGACCCCACCUUACCCCAGGACCCCGCUGUGACACCACCUCUGCCCCUGCAAGACACAGAUCUCUCGUCAGCCCCGAAGCCUGUGGCUGCAGCCACAACUGUCCCCAGGCAGGCUGAAGAGGAUCUCACCUUACCCCAGGGCCCCGCUGUGACACCACCUCUGCCCCUACAAGACACAGAUCUCUCGUCAGCCCCAAAGCCUGUAGGUGCAGCCUCGCUUGUGCCCCAGCAGGCUGAAGAGGACCUCACCUUACCCCAGGACCCCGCUGUGACACCACCUCUGCCUCUGCAAGACAUGGAUCUCUCGUCAGCCCCGAAGCCUGUAGAUGCAGCCUCGCUUGUGCCCCAGCAGGCUGAAGAGGACCCCACCUUACCCCAGGACUCUGCUAUGACACCACCUCUGCCUCUGCAAGACACAGGCCCCACCUCAGGUCCAGAGCCUCUGGCUGUGGCCACCCCUCAGACCUUGCAGGCAGAAGCAGGCUGCACCCCAGGGACAGAGCCUGUGGCCACCAUGGCUCAGCAGGAAGUAGGUGCGGCCUUAGGCCCCAGGCCAGCACCUGAGGAGAAGAAUGUAGCCCUCUCUAGAGUACCGGAGCCUGCAGCCUUGGACCAGGUCCAACAGGAUGACCCACAGCCAGCUGCAGAAGCUGGGACACCUUGGGCCGCACAGGAAGAUGCGGAUUCGACUUUGGGCAUGGAGGCCCUCUGUCUCCCUGAGCCUGCCUCUGGUGCUGGGGAGGAAGUAGCAGAAGCCCUUUCUAGGCCUGGAUGGGAAGCAUGUCUGGAAGCCCUAGUGCACACAAGUGAUGGGGCUAAGCCUGACUCACCCCAAAAGAAGACCCUGGAGGUUGAGAACCAGCAGGGAGGAGGCCUCAAGUCACCGGCACAGGAACAUGGACCCGGGUCAACACUUGGAGGUGCAGGGGAGGUCCCCGAGGCACCUCCUGCUGCCUGCCCUGAGGUCAGCCAGGCCUGGCUCCUGAGCCCAGCCAGGGAAGGAAGAGGCCUGAGUGGCAAGUCCACACUGGAGCCCACGCUUCCCUCAGCUGUGGCCACAGAGGCCAGUCUGGACUCCUGCCCAGAAUCUUCAGUAGGGGCUGUGUCCAGGCUGGACAGAGGCUGCCCUGACGCACCUGCCCCCACAUCUGCACCAACCCCCCAGCAGCUGGAGCCUGUGCUGGGUCUGGGCAGUGUUGAGCGACCCCACAAAGCACCCAGUGUCCUUGGCCCCCUCUUGCUGCAGCCCCCAGAAAACCUUGGCAAGGGUCUGCCCAGCGCACCCCCGGACAGGCCCCUGGGCCCUGAUCUUUCUGCUCCUGGUACCCUUGCUGGGGCAGCCCUACCCCCACUGGAGCCCCCAGCCCCCUGUCUGUGCCAGGACCUCCAGAAAGACUCCGUGGAAGAAGAGGAGCCCCCAGGCUCUCUGGGCCUCCCAAUGCCCCAGGCAGGAGCCCAGCCUGCCGCUGCUGCUGUCUCAGGAACCACACAGCCUCUGGGGACUGGGCCGCGAGUCAGCCUCUUGCCUCACUCCCCGCUCCUCAGCCCCAAGGUGGCCUCCAUGGAUGCCAAAGACCUGGCCUUGCAGAUCUCGCCGCCUUGCCAAGUGCCUCCUCCCUCUGGGCCCCAGAGCCCAGCUGGCCCUCAAGGGCUCUCGGCCCCCGAGCAGCAAGAGGACGAGGACAGCCUGGAGGAAGACUCGCCUCGGGCCCUGGGCUCGGGUCAGCAUUCGGAUAGCCACGGGGAGUCGUCAGCCGAGCUGGACGAGCAGGACAUCUUGGCUCCUCAGACCGCGCAGUGUCCAGCCCAGGCCCCAGCAGGCAGCAGUGAGGAGACCAUCGCCAAAGCCAAGCAGAGUCGCAGUGAGAAGAAGGCCCGAAAGGCAAUGUCAAAGCUGGGCUUGCGGCAGAUUCAGGGAGUCACCAGGAUCACCAUCCAGAAGUCCAAGAACAUCCUCUUUGUCAUCGCCAAGCCUGAUGUCUUCAAGAGCCCAGCCUCAGACACUUAUGUGGUCUUUGGCGAGGCCAAGAUUGAGGACCUGUCCCAGCAAGUGCACAAAGCUGCAGCUGAGAAGUUUAAGGUGCCCUCAGAGCCCUCGGCCUUGGUCCCUGAGUCAGCACCCAGGCCCCGGGUGAGGCUGGAGUGCAAGGAAGAGGAAGAGGAGGAGGAGGAAGAGGUGGACGAGGCGGGGCUGGAACUGCGUGACAUUGAGCUGGUGAUGGCGCAGGCCAAUGUGUCCAGGGCCAAGGCCGUGCGGGCUCUGAGAGACAACCACAGUGACAUUGUCAACGCCAUCAUGGAACUGACCAUGUAGCCGCUGACCGGAAGCUGGAGCCAUCCUACGCCUUCCCUCAGCUCUGCUACUCAAUAAAUCGGUGUCCCU
Messenger RNA from Mandrillus leucophaeus (drill), 4788 nucleotides. RefSeq names its product NAC alpha domain containing (gene NACAD). Gene Ontology annotation, cellular component: nascent polypeptide-associated complex; cytoplasm. The transcript has 11 exons. Gene Ontology annotation, biological process: protein targeting to membrane. The coding region runs from base 1 to 4719 and encodes 1572 amino acids. NCBI's taxonomy places the organism in Eukaryota, Metazoa, Chordata, Mammalia, Primates, Cercopithecidae. The record is from RefSeq and is a predicted model, not a curated record.